GUGAACUUUGCAAAUACCUGAACCAUGAGAUGAGUUGGCCGUUCCUAAAGGCAAAUGUCCAGGUACAAGUAACAUCUUUUAGUGUCACUCUUACCGCCUCUCUUGGUUCAUAAGCACAAACUCAUGGGAAGCUCAGAGACACAAAAAAAGAAAGCAAAUCUCGACCAUGAGUGGAUCUAGCAAGAGUAUCCUCGUGUUCCUGGGCUCGACUCGGGAUGGUCGGCAAGGUCUUCGUUUGGCCAGAAUGUUCAUGUCACAUUUGAGUGAACACGGGCUGGUCCCAACAUUGAUUGACCCAUUAGAGAUCAAUGCCCCGCUUUUGACCAAUCCGAUUCAUUUCAUGCCGGAUCAAAGUGCUGCUCCCGAAUGGUUGAAGAAACUAGACCAGCAGAUCAAGGAAGCAGUCGGAUUUGUGUUUGUGUGCCCGGAAUACAAUGCCACUGUUGCUCCGGCCUUGACCAAUCUCAUUGAUUACUUUCCACCUGCAUCUUAUCGGCACAAACCGGCCUCAAUCGCCACCUAUUCCAUGGGAACCAUGGGCGGGUGCCGCGCUCGAGUGGCACUACUUCCAGUCCUUGGUGAAGUGGGAAUGUUUGCAUUGCCAACAAGUCUCAUGAUUCCAACCAUUCAGAAUGCGGAGAUUGCUGACGAUGGCGCUACGACUAAUGAGAGAGUCAUCUCCAAAGUUACUCAGAUUUGUAAGGAAAUGGAUUGGUAUGUGGGAGCUCUACAAUCUCAAAAGGCCGCCACAACAGGUUAUCCAAAUUAAGAGAUAGAUCUACUAGCAUGAGAACCCAAUGACGACACCAACCCAGCACAAAAACCAAUAGGAACGGAGCAAUGCUUGUAUAUUAACAUGCACUUUUUUGGCCAAUAAAAUCAUAUUUUGUGA
This is a messenger RNA of Tigriopus californicus, 892 nucleotides long. RefSeq lists its product as uncharacterized. The transcript has 5 exons. NCBI's taxonomy places the organism in Eukaryota, Metazoa, Arthropoda, Copepoda, Harpacticoida, Harpacticidae. Gene Ontology annotation, molecular function: FMN binding; oxidoreductase activity. The record is from RefSeq and is a predicted model, not a curated record. Gene Ontology annotation, cellular component: cytosol. Bases 167 to 769 code for a protein of 200 amino acids.